UCGCGCGCUAUCGCGCGCUUCACGUCGCCGCUGCCUUCCUCGCACGCGUGUGCGCCAACGCCCAAGCCCAAAUCACCUACGGCGCACCUCACCACGUCUGCUCCUUCGCGCAUCGCAGCCAUCGCCCGCGGGCUCCGAUUGUCUCCUGCGCAUCCCCGUGCGCCCGCUGCGUCGCACGCCUCUCCCCUGCCAGCUGACCGCUCACCCGCGCGCCAACCGCGCCCCGGCGUUACACCCCCGAACGCCAACGCGUCCCAGUCGACGCCCGCGACUCGCCCGCCAACCGAACUCCCGCGUACGUCGUCUUGUUCCGUCCACCCGCGCGCAUCAUGGGCCGAUGCGCGCCCUUCGCCCAUUAGCCGAUCGCCGUCGCCCUUUUCGCCGGCGAUCGCCACCGUUGGUUCGGGCCAUGGAUCCCAACCAUCCAACCUAGCACAACCCUCGGCCGGUAUCCACCAUCCUUUGUCAACCCAUCGCAACCCACGUCUAUUGCCCUCCUUCCUUCGGGCUCGUCUCUUCUUUGUACAAGGCUUACACCAACAACAUGAUUCCUUAGUCUUCGCCUUGC
Striga hermonthica is the source of this 568-nucleotide messenger RNA. The record is from the annotation of a GenBank genome assembly. Lineage: Eukaryota; Viridiplantae; Streptophyta; Magnoliopsida; Lamiales; Orobanchaceae.